AUCAUCGCUCAAAAUGUCAGAUAUUACGAGGCCAUAGAUUACGAUGCAACUGAUGUGCAUAAACAGCACCUAGAGGUGCUAAAUUCCUCGAAAAAUUCUGCCGUCGCAAUCAACUUCUGGGCGUUUCAGAGGUAUCAUAUCGUAAUUAUUACAAAGUAAUAGUUUACAUUUAUUUGUAAACAAAUGGAGAUGCUGCACUUUGCAGUCUAAAAGAAACACCAAUUCUUAAUAUAAUUGAAUUCUUGUUCACGAGUCUUUCAAAGUUUACGAUAUUUCUAUUAACUUAAGUACUCUCUGGUCAUGAAAGUUUGUUUUUGCAACUAAAUUUCCAUCCAAAGAAACUUCCAGCUAUCGCUUAAUCAGCACCAGAGAUUGUUCACAAAAACUGCGAAGUUUCGAGUCCUGACGCAGAGCUCAGAGCGCACAAGUGAUUACGAUCCAAGGACGGCUUACACUGGAACCGUGAAAGGUAACAAUUCAGUGUGCAUACUCUUUCGUAACGGAAAAAAUUUUUAGGAAUAUAUUUUCCUCUUUUGUGACGUGACUUGCAAAAAGUGUCAUAUUUUGUUAUGAAAAAUAUUGAUAUAGGCUAUUUUCAGAGCAUGAAAUAAAGCGUUAAAUUGCUGGGUUGUCGGUUGGCAAUAUUACAGUUUCUGCUACGGCAAACUCGGUUAUAUUGUCAAAUAACUUGCAAGAAUUCACAGAUGCUAUUAGAUAGUUAUAGGUUGUUUUUCUGACUUCUUUUUUCUCCUCUAUUUAGGAGAUGCGAAUUCCUUUGUCAUGGGUCACUUGAUAAACGGACGAUUUGAUGGAAGUUUCUUUGCAUUUGGUGAAACUUUUCAUUUGGAGCCUAUCGAACGGUAUACUCACUUCAAGACAUCCUUUCAUUCAAUCAUUUUCCCCACCACAAGUGUCAAGAUUAAUUUCUCCAAAAUCGAAAGAAAAAUGGCCCGCUUUAAAGAUCUUAAAAAAUUGAAGAGCCAGGUGAGAUAGAUAUAUAAAUAUGAAACAAUCGCAUCGACACUAUUUCGAUAGAAUAAAUUAUCCCCAGUAUUGAGCAAUCACCAGUUUUUCUCAAAUUCGUUUAUGUUACAGGUUACCAGUAAACGAGUUCGCCACAGCGACCCCAGCAGCUCCAAUCUCAACACAUGUACUGUUUACCUUGCCGCAGACCAUACAUUCUUUAAGGAAGUGGGCUCGGGUUCUGAAAGAGUCACAGUAGCAGAGAUGGUGUAUCACGUGGCAAUGGCUGAUAAGAUAUUCAGGGGAACAGACUUCAACCAAGAUGGCGGGCCUGGAGAUGGAAUUGGAUUUGUCGUAGCCGCUGUCACUGUGUUUAAAGAUGCGCAAGCGGAAGGUGAUAAUAGUACUUUGAGUCUAAAAUCUACCUUGAUGACAUUUUAUCAAAGAGAAUACCUUUACUCCGUUUGAUUUGAAAAAUCUGGCGAAUUUUGCGAUGUUCCAAACUGCCUCACUCUAAUGCCCAUUCAUCGAAACAGUUUCAAUCACGUGACAAAUGUUAAAGGUGAGCUCUCAUUUCCUGCAUUUCCAGUUUCAAACUCUCAUAUUUUUAUACAGAUUUAGGGGAAAGAAUUCGCGCUGAAACCCUAACAGCACUGAGCUCGCCUUUGGAAAAGUGAGGCGAGUGACAAAAUUGGAAGUUGAAAAACCAGGGGCAGACAUCAUUUGCUUUCCCUCCUUAGUUGUUCAUUCAGGUGGCUCGUUUCCUGAAAGGCUGACGUUCUCUUUUUUAAUUAUCAUCGGUCCUCUUCUCACACUUUCUGUCAAUUUUAAAAUAUCCGUGACUUUUGCAGGUUCUUUGGAAAGCCCAGAGGAUAUCAGUAUGAUGUCAUACCUUAUCAAAUGGAGCGAGAUUGAUCAUGACGACUACUGCUUAGCUUUGCUCUUCACAAACAGAGACUUCCCCGGCGGGGCUUUGGGGCUAGCGUGGAUUGCGGACUCUGAUCACAUGAGCUCUGGAGGUAUAUGCUCCACGAGGAUGUUCUUUGAUGAAAAAGAAGAGGCAAUGUACCUAAAUACAGCAGUAGUAACGCUAUUAAACUAUGGAGCUCGAGUACCGAGGAAGGUCUCAGUUAUUACAGUAGCGCACGAAUUGGGUCACGGCUUUGGAUCUGAGGUAAAUAUGAAUUUAAAUUUUUAGGAUUUUCCGGGACGCUUUUUUGAUUGCAUAUGAACUUGGGUAGGCCAUGUAGACAAGGGGCACUCAAGCACGAACGAAGUGUAAUCACCCCGACCAGGACUCGCACCAGGACCUCUCGGUCAGGAGUUUGUCCAACAGGUGAGAGGUCUGUCACUCUAAGGUAAGCGGCUGCAUUUUUAUCUGAAAUAAAAUAUUUACUCCCAUGUUGGUCUUGAAUUUUAUUUUCCAUAGCAUGAUCCAGCUACGGCCCAAUGCUCCCCAGGAGGAAAAGUGGGUAACUUCAUCAUGUAUCCAAAAGCAACCGACGGAAAUGAACCCAACAAUUAUCUGUUCUCUUCCUGUAGCAAGCACGAUAUGUCUUCUAUUAUCUCUUUUAGAGGACCACAAUGUUUUAUCGGUGAGCUUUCUAAGUCAAGAAAUACUCGUCGCGAAAUCAAAUUGAAAAUCAGUUUAGCCUUUGAAAUACUGGGAUUAAACUUACAGGCCUUCGUCCUUGAGGGCAUUUUUUUCUGUUUCGUCUGUCACGCAUGCAAAUUUCAAGCUCGAAAAAUGUUACGUCAUCUUUUUGCCAGAAUAUUCUAUCGACAGUAUGCCACUGAAGGGGGGGGUUAAGGGAGAGGAAGAAGGAAAAAGAGAAGGGAACGGAGAGCAGUCUUUAAGGGUACUGACACAAAAGUGAUAGUUAUAAGUGAUAACAACCCACUCUUUCGUGACUUGAUAAGAGAGCGCCAUAAAACCACUGAAGGGUUAAUCCCGGUUAAAUUAUUUUCAUGCAACUGGCAGGCCUAAAUAAAUCUUCAUGUUUUUUUUUCAAGCUCAUAAUAACGGGUCGUAUUGUGGCAAUAAAAUCGUAGAAGAGAAUGAAGAUUGUGACUGUGGAAGUCCAGAAGAAUGUCCCAUAGUCGACAAGUGUUGUGUGGCACGAAAUGACGCCUUGAAAGUACCUGGAUGUACAAUCCAGCCGGGGAAACAGUGUAGGUAUGUGUCAUGUGGUAACCUGUUCGUAUAACGUUAUCAUGACGAAUAGACUUCGUUUGCUAUCUCUUCUCUGAACCAUGGAUGAAAAAAUUUAAGCCACCCAGGUACACAGCGAAAUUUUUAAACAAUUCAUUUACGGACAAUAACUAUUUUUUAAGAGCCGUACACGUAAGUCUUAAAUACAAAUGUGAUAGUUUCAAAGAAGGAGAAGAUUAUCCCAGUAACGAAAAUUGUUCUACGAAAAGACGGAACUGGGAAGAGCAGAACUGCCAUCUCAGCAAGUUAUUACUAGGAAACUCAGAAAACCGUGAACGCCUCCGGAUUUGAUUCUGACACAUCAGUCACCAAAAGUUCAGGAAACGCCGGCAAACUUCAAAAUCACAGACUAAUCAACAUUAUUGUUUGCAGUUUGGUUUUCUUACGCCUGGUUGUCUUUUGAAUUUAGAAACACAACAACAUUUCAUGAGUUUUUCUAGAGUUUACGAAUUUUUGAGUUUUACGUUAAUUGUUGUUUAUGUUUCAGUAACAUGGCAGGAAAAUGUUGCACAGAGGAUUGUACUUUUAUCUCAGCAUCUCAAGGACUCGUUUGUCAAGCCGAAACAGAAUGCAGUAAAAUUUCUAUUUGCGAAUAUCCUUUGAUUAAAUUAGGUUGGAUUAAUAAUUAAUGAACGACUCACUCUCAUCAAAAUUGAUCAAUGCCAUUAGUUAUGUUAAAAGUCAUACUUUAGACAAGGGUUUUUUAAAAAAGAUCCUAUUGACCGUGAUCACAAUCCAUUCACCAGUAAUUUUCAAUCACCAAUUUUUGCUCCAAAUGUUAAUGAGCAAUGGGCAAGGACAGAAAUUUCUAAUGACAGGACAAGUACACUCUAAAACUGAAUCAUUUUUCCUCCCCGCCAUUAAGAACAUAAGAAAUGGUGAUAUCGUGCGCGUUAUGAGAUUCAAGCAGUAACCUAACUUCUCUCAAAAACUGUCUAAAACGUGCGCUAAGAAUUCGGACAUGAACGCCACCGUUUUAAAUCUCACUUAGCAACCUGGCCGCUUAGCUUUGACGUAGCAAAGUUUCCCCCUUCUACGGAUGACUUUAAAUAGAAAAGAUCAAAAUCAAAUUGUUUCUUGAGUAUGCUUCUCCUUAACCUUAUAACCUCACGGAGUGACUAGCACCCAAUUUCGCCUCACAGUAUCUCACAGCUGAAUAAAACAACAUAAAAGAACAAUAUAAAAGAAACUCUUGAUUGUUAAGUUAGUCUCAUAGGAGAUAUAGGGAUAACAGUAUGAAUAAUAUAUAUAUUGAUGUCAGGAUGUAAAGAGUUAUGUUCUUCAACUUUUCCUACUGGUCAGAAUGGGCGUUGUCCCCAGGCUGAGUUAAAACCGUACAAUGUAACAUGCAAUGCAGGGUCGAACACGUGUCAGGAGGGUGCUUGUAUUGGUUCAAUAUGUGCACUGUAUGGGACCAACGAGUGUGAAUGUCAUCAGAACAGAGAAGAAAUGUGCCAUGUCUGCUGUAACAGCAGUUAUGUAAGGAACAAUGCUGUUAUUAAUACUGAUCCUGCUCUCAGACUCCUACUAUAAAUGUUACGAGCAACCUUAAUAUUGCAUUUUUCUGUGUGACUCUUAGGGAGUUUGCAUAUCCGCUCAGCAUUUCCUGGGUCGAGUCAUCGUUAAACGUCCCGGCAGCACUUGCAAGCGUCACCAAGGUUACUGCGACACGUAUAGUUUGUGCGUCACUGUGGACAGUGAGGAUCAAAUCAACACACUCAGGGAUGCUUUUAAGAGAUUUUUCUCCAAGGAAACUACGAGUGACCUAUGGAGCUGGAUAAAAAGAGAAUGGUACACGCUUUGUUCAGCUGUUGUUAGUUUAUGUGGUUUGGCCUCAGACAUUUACCGCUCAUAUAAAAUUCUAACCAGCGUGAAGGUUCUCAGCGCUACGAGCCGAUAGUGGUAAUACCCUCGCAAACCCCUCAUAAGUAAGCACGCUCACAUCGCCUACCCGCACUUGUUCCAGAGCCAAUGAUGGCCUGCUCGAAGGCUUCUGAAAUUUCAGUCACAUGAACUCGGUAUUCGUGUGAGGCACAGAGGAAGGGAUAAGGGGGGGAAAGGGGGGCGGGAGGAGGGCAACCAAGUGAAAAGAAGGGUAGGUUGGUGCCAGUGCUAUCGUCAAGAGAAAUUAAGGAGACAGAGAAGGAGGUUCAGCCAGGUUAAUUAUAGGAAGUUUCUCGAACGAAAGUAUAUUCACUCCCGAGACGUCUGUAUAGGGCUCAAUAUAGGAGCUGUUGUAUUUUUUUUCUUCAAGUCAAUCAAACCAUUUUAUAUCACUGUUUUUUUAAUUAACAAGUUCUAACGUAAUGAACGUUUCCAAAUCUCUACUGUAGUUUCGGAUUUCAUUAAAGGAGAUAUCUAGAAAGCGGACAAAAAAUCACCCUAUUUUUGAAUACAAAAACUUUGAUAGAUGCUUACCUCGCCGAAAAAAAAUAGGGCAAUAUGGCAGAUCAUGCAUCACUUAACUUAACGAUGAAUCACGUAAGGAUAAAAAAUUAUUCAUUCUUCAUUGUCUUGCUAACGGAUUGCUUGAUCGUUUGUAGGUAUUAUGUGGUGGUUAUAAUCGUUGGCAUAUGCCUGAUCGUGAUUCUCCUAAAGUUCACUUCCCACGGAGGAACUCCUCUGCUAAGUGCAGAAAGAAGAGCAGUCUUACGAAACAUAGCUCGCAAUCAUCUUGCCAAUCAACAUACAAGAACUCGCCAAUUGUCUGAUGAUGAAUUUCAAGAUACAACUGAGGGAGGAGACCUUGGUGACGGAAGUAGCAGCAGCUUGCAGCAACAUUUGCAGUCUUUAUUCCCUGAGGCAACAAGCCGUGACUUGCAGGAAGCCAUCCGGGUCUGUUCUUCUGAGCAGGAUGUAAUAAACCAUCUUCUCAGUCAAGGCAACACACUGAAAACAUAG
Molecule: messenger RNA, 6076 nt
Organism: Pocillopora meandrina
Lineage: Eukaryota; Metazoa; Cnidaria; Anthozoa; Scleractinia; Pocilloporidae
Source: the annotation of a GenBank genome assembly